GGACUGGCGCGAGAGGCAGAGCAUGGCGACCUCCUCGGUGUCGAAGGGUUGCUUUGUUUUCAAACCAAAAGAUUCCAGAAAGAGAAAAAUAUCUGUUACAGCAGACUACUUUCAGAAAGGCAAAGCUGUUUCAGAGAAUGACAAGUUGCGAUUUAGUACCUAUCAGUCACUAUGGCAACAGAUGAAAGAGGAAACAGAGAAGCUGCAAGAACACUUAAAUAUCAAGAUAUUUGAUAGCUUAAUUACAUUUAUUAAAAAAUCCCACACUCGUGCUCAGACUGAAGUAAAUGAUUGGCGCUAUCGGAUGCGGUGUUCUGAGAUACCCACGGCAGCACUUGUUCUUGGUGUGAACGUACCUGACCAUGAAUUGACAUUCCAGGGAUUAUCAGACCUUCUAAAGCAGUCAGUUACCCCUCAUGUAGUUUGUCUUCAGGGCAAGGAAUGUACAACUGUGAAGCAGCUUCUGCAGAAGAUUCUGGUGACCCUCAUGGGUGGCGACAGCAAUGAUGAGGAAGAGGAUGAGCACCAUUCUGUUGAGUUCCACCAGAGAAAAAUGAUCUGCUCCAUGGCCUCCUUGUGUAGGUGGUACAAUACCUUAACAAAGAAAUCUACUUCAAAAAGCCCAAGUAAAAAGAGGAAAUCCUUGCUUCAGCACGAAGAGGCCCCUCCCAUAGUUAUCAUCUUAAAGGAUCUUGAAAGCUUUCUCCCUAAGGUGCUACAAGACUUCAUAAUCAUUGCCAGUAACUACAUCCAGCAUCUUCCACUGGUGCUGGUUUUUGGACUUGCCACGUCCCCAAUCACUAUACACCGAAUGCUGUCCCAAUCGGUUUCCUCACUGCUAUGCAUUGAGCUGUUCCAGUCUCUAUCCUGCACUGAUCAUUUGGCUACAGUUAUUGAUAAGCUUGUGUUGACAGCCAAGUUCCCAUUUAAGUUGAGUGGCAAAGUGCUUCAAGUUCUGAAUAACAUAUUCUUGUACCAUGAUUUUUCUGCAAAGAAUUUUGUUAAAGGAGUUCAGCUAUCUCUGUUGGAGCACUUCUACUCUGAACCGCUUAGUCUUCUAUGCUGUGCAUUGAAUGAAGCCAAUGCCAGGGUCCAGAAACUUACCCAUGAUGACUGUGAACUAAUCCGCCAGUUGCCAUCUUUUAUGGGUUACGUUGAUUGUCAAGAUUCAGAAAAGCAGAUUGACCUUUUGACUAAUGACCAAUAUUUAAAGACUGUUGUAGAAACACUGUUGACAAGCCUUCACAAAUACCACAAGAAUUACUUCACGGUUCUGAAAUGCUUGCACAUUUUUACAUCAUCACUUCCAAGGUAUCCUUUGGGUAAACAGAUCAGAGAACUCUACAUCACCUGCUUAGAGUCAAACGUAUGGGAAAAUGAGGAGUACACUGCUGCAUUCCAACUGUUCAGAAUGAUGGCCAAAGAUGAGCUUGUACAUCUGCUUCAAAAAUGCUUAGAAGUGUUGCAGUCUUCUGAGCACAAAUCCCUCACUCAUUCCAUACAAACACUGGAAGAUUUCCUUGCAAAGUUUCAGAAACUGGACGAAGUUCCUGUGGAAGAUAUUGAAGAAGGUAAAGAACCCAAAGAAAGAUCACAGAAAUCGCUACAGAAAAAGACUGAUCUUUAUCAGCUUCAAAAGACCUUACUGGAAAUGAAGGAAUUAAGAAGAUCCAAGAAACCAAGCAAGUUUGAAGUUUUGCGAAUGGAUGUUCUUGAAUUUAUGGACAAACUUGUAAGGCAAUACCUCUUGCUACCAGAGACUCAGGUGCUCCAUGAAGUUGUCUAUUUCAAAGCUGCUAGCAUGCUUCGAAGACACUUGAAUGCAGCUCCACGUGCUGCCUUGCAGAUAGCUUUAAGUAAUCCGUAUUACUACUUAAAGAAUGAAGCCUUGAAGAGUGAUGGAGGAACCAUUACUAAUGUAGCACCAGAUAUCUGUAUAAUCUACAAGCUUCACCUGGAGUGUGGACGAUUGAUCAACCUCUAUGACUGGCUGCAGGCAUUUGCUACAGUGGUUUGUGCUGCAGAAGGGAAGGAUCCAGACAAAAUAAAUAACGGACAGGUGGAUGAUAUUCUACAUGCUCGUUUUAUUCGGGCAAUUUCUGAGCUGGAAUUCUUGGGCUUUAUUAAGCCAACAAAACAGAAGACUGAUCAUGUAGCAAGGCUAACAUGGGGUGGUUUCUGACUGUAGCUUUAAGUACUGAAAAGAUUUCCUAUUAUUUAAAAUAUACCUAUGCUAGACCUGGAGAAUAUGCUAUGUUUGUACAAAUUAAUAAAGUGAUUAUUUCAAAUAUC
Messenger RNA from Hypanus sabinus (Atlantic stingray), 2292 nucleotides. RefSeq names its product origin recognition complex, subunit 3 (gene orc3). The transcript has 20 exons. NCBI's taxonomy places the organism in Eukaryota, Metazoa, Chordata, Chondrichthyes, Myliobatiformes, Dasyatidae. The coding region runs from base 23 to 2182 and encodes 719 amino acids. Gene Ontology annotation, biological process: DNA replication; DNA replication initiation. Gene Ontology annotation, cellular component: nuclear pre-replicative complex; DNA replication preinitiation complex; nuclear origin of replication recognition complex. Gene Ontology annotation, molecular function: DNA replication origin binding. The record is from RefSeq and is a predicted model, not a curated record.